Jaminaea rosea is the source of this 1623-nucleotide messenger RNA. Its product is annotated as alpha/beta-hydrolase. The record is from RefSeq and is a predicted model, not a curated record. Lineage: Eukaryota; Fungi; Basidiomycota; Exobasidiomycetes; Microstromatales. The transcript is spliced from 2 exons. Bases 1 to 1623 code for a protein of 540 amino acids.
AUGCCCAACAAGCUGGGCAACCUCGCAGCGAGCGACACUGGCAAGGGAGCUUAUCGCGUCACGGUCCCCUACGCUCAAGCUCCGGUCGGUCAGCUUCGCUUCGCCAAUCCUCAACCCAUCACCUCUCUCUCCAAGGGCUUUGACCCCACCAAGACUCCCCCUUCUUGCUACCAAGGCGACGGCGACCCGCGUGGCGGCAACGAGGCUAGUGAGGACUGUCUGUACCUCACCGUCUACUUCCCCAAGUCGAUGCGCGCGUCUUCCAAAUUGCCUGUCUUCAUGUGGCUUCCCGGAGGCUCAUUCGUCGGCGGUUCGGCCAGCAACGCCGGCCUGGACGGCUCUACCCUCGCCUCCGAACAGAACAUGAUCGUCAUCGUCGCACAGUAUCGCCUUGGCCUCUUCGGCUGGCUCCAAACCGCCGACAUCGUAGAUGAAAAGGCAGGCGGUGCCCCAGGAGCUGCAAAGGUGGCAGGCAACCAAGCCGCCCGCGACAUCAAUGCCGCUCUCCAAUUCGUCCACGACUACUUUGGACCCUUUGGCGCAGACACGUCCCGCGUCACCCUCUCCGGCCAAUCCUCGGGGGCACACAUGGUCCGCUCCCUUCUCACCAUUCCCUCUGCGGCCCCGCUCUUCCAGCAAGCCCUCCUCGUCAGCGACACCGAGAACUACGGUGCGGCAACCCAGCUCACCCAGAACAAGCUGGGCACUUACGCAAUGGCCCAGCUCAAGUGCACCGACCUAGCCUGCGCUCGAAACGCCAGCGCCGAUGAUGUACUCGACGCAAGCUAUGCAGCCUUUUCCGACGUUCCGCUCUCUGAUCCGAGCAUCCCAGCGGGCGAGCCGUGGAGACCGACUCAGGGAGCCUACAUGACCACGACGAUCGAGAAGGACCCGGCCACAGCGCUACAAGGUGGCAAGAAGAUCGUCCUCACUACCAUCACCAACGAGUCGGGAGCUUCGGUUGCGAACCUUUUCGCGCACACGGAACCAAAUGCUCAGACGCUCCGUUUCAACUAUGCAGACCACGCAAACUUCACCUUACCCCUCGCACUCGACCUCUACUUCAUUGCUGCGCGAGGGGACCUCCUGCUCCAACAACCCGCCUACGCCCUGAACACGACGCUCGUCGCGCAAGAGGACGGUUUGCGCACUACCCUCGAGCAAGACGUGACGGACGGCCUCUGGCGCUGCUCCACGCAGUUUCAGGCCCGCUCCCUCUCCUCGGCAGCUGGAGGAGCGGGCAAUGUAUGGCUUGCUCAGCAUCAGCGCGGUUAUACGUACCCGUCGAACGCGGAUUUCGACUACUGCCAGGCGAAGGAUGUGCACUGUCACGAAGACGACAUCUAUUUGAUCUUCGGUACCACGCCGGGCAACGCGGAUGCGGCUACGAAGGCGACGAGCAAGGAGUUGAGGGCGAGAUAUGGGGCCUUUGUGAGGGGUGGGAACCCAAAUAGCGGCAACUACGUCAAGUGGGGGCCCGUCGCGGGGGAUGAUAAUCUGAAUGUGUUGUACGCGGGGAGCGGGGCCGAUGGGUCUUCCAGCGUGUCGCCCACACAGAGAAAGGAUCAUUGCCAGGGGGUGUGGGGGAAGACGGUCAAGUUUGACUGGCAGAUAUAUUCGUGA